Messenger RNA from Pyrus x bretschneideri (Chinese white pear), 1221 nucleotides. Its product is annotated as protein CONTINUOUS VASCULAR RING 1. The coding region runs from base 146 to 940 and encodes 264 amino acids. Lineage: Eukaryota; Viridiplantae; Streptophyta; Magnoliopsida; Rosales; Rosaceae. Gene Ontology annotation, cellular component: Golgi apparatus. Gene Ontology annotation, biological process: stem vascular tissue pattern formation. The record is from RefSeq and is a predicted model, not a curated record. The transcript has 7 exons.
CAGAAAUACAAAGGAAGCAAAACGAGGAUCAGGAGAGCUUCUCUCUAAUCAGAGUCCUUGGCUCAUCUGGAAUUUCACUGGCAAAAAAGGGCCCCGCGUUGCGGCGUUGGAACGGCGCCGUAUAUCAAUUUGGGGUCUGCUGGUGAUGGGCGAUGAGAAGUCGUCGUCAUCGAUUGUAAUGGCGAGCAGAGACAGAGAACCGCGAGACCGUGAGCUUCUCAUUCCCGUGGCGGACUCCGGCGACGAGGAUGCAUCGUCCAAACCCUCCUCUUCGUCCUCCUCCUCCCACCACACCGGCCGCGAGACGUUUUCCAAAGUUGUUAGAAGUUGGGCAUCAAAAAAGUUCAUGACAGGAUGUGUGAUCCUAUUUCCAAUAGCGAUCACUUUCUAUAUCACAUGGUGGUUCAUUCACUUUGUGGAUGGCUUCUUCUCUCCGAUCUAUGCUCAACUUGGAAUCAACAUUUUUGGUCUUGGAUUUGUAACUUCCAUAACAUUCAUAUUUCUCGUUGGGGUGUUCAUGUCAUCAUGGUUGGGUGCAUCUGUCCUGGGCCUUGGUGAGUGGUUUAUCAAAAGAAUGCCGUUUGUUCGUCAUAUCUACAAUGCCUCCAAGCAGAUUAGUUCUGCCAUAUCCCCAGAUCAAAACACACAAGCCUUCAAGGAAGUGGCCAUAAUAAGGCAUCCACGUAUUGGUGAAUAUGCAUUUGGGUUCAUCACUUCAUCCGUUGUCCUACAGAGUUAUUCUGGAGAUGAGGAGUUGUGCUGUGUUUAUGUUCCCACGAACCAUCUUUACAUUGGUGAUGUGUUCCUGGUCAACACCAAGGAUGUUAUCAGACCAAAUUUAUCCGUACGGGAGGGAAUUGAAAUCGUUGUGUCUGGAGGCAUGUCAAUGCCCCAGAUCCUGUCAACGGUUGAUUCGCGGAUCAUGCCAGUGGAAAGAUGAGGGAAGGCGUUAGAUUUAGCUAAGUUGCUUCUUUAAUUUGUUUACCUUCUUUGGUUCUUGAAUGUCAUCAGACUGGCCUUGCAAUCAAUGUGGUGCUAUAUUAUCAGGUCUUAGAUUCUGGUGACAUUUGUAACAUCGGUUUUUUUCGGGUCAAAUUUGUAACAUCGGUUGUGAUGUUAGAAUGUAGAAAUGUUAGUGUUUCUGUGUUUGCUUGAAAUAUAGCUUGAUGGAUUAAGUGAGGCAUAUUAUAGCCUUUUAUUUAUUUAUUUUUACAUUUCAUA